Messenger RNA from Paramormyrops kingsleyae, 8157 nucleotides. It is a transcript of the gene larp4ab, whose product is annotated as La ribonucleoprotein 4Ab. Gene Ontology annotation, cellular component: cytosol; cytoplasmic stress granule. Gene Ontology annotation, molecular function: mRNA 3'-UTR binding. The record is from RefSeq and is a predicted model, not a curated record. Lineage: Eukaryota; Metazoa; Chordata; Actinopteri; Osteoglossiformes; Mormyridae. Gene Ontology annotation, biological process: positive regulation of translation.
CGACAGAGUAAUAAUAACCUAAUAUUUGGGCUCAGAGAGGUAUUGAACCACCGCGUCAGAUGGCGGUACCAGAUUACUCCCUGUCUAGUCAAGUUUGGCCUCGCUCACACCGGCAACUGUCACGCGCUGUUGCUAUGCGGCGGUUUCAGUACACGGGGCGUUACUAGGGAAGGGGUACGCGGGGCGGAGCACAGGCCGCGCUGACUACUGGGACGGUGGUGGUGUGUAAAUUAGUGUCUGUCAGCGAGGCUCAGUAAUGGUGCGUGUCCCUUGUGUCCGCUUCGUUGCCCGGCCAUGAAUGCGGUUUGUCAAGGGGUAACUAACGGGUCAGAAGAACGAUAGACGAGCCUUGCGUCGUCCAGUCUUUGCCUCUUCGCUUCGACGGUGACUUUAUCCAGCCUGCGGUUUAGCCGGUCGCAGUAGGAGACAGCGGCGGGCCCGGUUGCGUUCGCCCCGGCGAGGCGAGGGAUCACGGCAAGCGGGGGAGCCACGAGAGAGCGGCGGCGGCGGGAGGACCGGCGAGCUAGGAACGGCCGAUGAGUUCGGAGCAGGACGGAGGGCUGCAGAAGCAGGAGGAGGCCCAGCUGGGAUCGGACACCGGAGGACCGACGGAAACAGCAGUCGAUAGGAGCGAACGCCAGGGCGGCAUGGUCACCUCUAAAGGAGCUGGCCUGAAUCCUAAUGCCAAGGUGUGGCAGGAGAUCUCCUCAGCUCCCAGUGAAGCUCCUGUCGACGGCGGUGACGGUUCUCAGUGGCAGCAAAUGUCCCCCACUGACAUCACUGGAGGGUUUUCGGAGGCUCAUCCUGCAGAACAUAAAGCUGGCAGUGUGGAGCUGACAGACCUUGCGGAUGGUGGCUCGUCCUCUCUGUCUGAGGCUGUCGUCAAUGGCGUUGAUUCCCCUGACCUGGCCUUUACAGUCUACGAGCCAGUGUCUGGGCUUGCGGGUGAUGUAUCGCAGGAGCAGCCUAUUUCACCAGAGAACUUGCGUGAAUCUCUCAAGAAGCAGCUGGAGUUCUGCUUUUCCAGAGAGAACUUGUCCAAGGAUUUGUACCUGAUGUCUCAGAUGGACAGUGACCAGUUCGUUCCCAUCUGGACCAUCGCCAGCAUGGAAGACGUCAAGAUCCUCACCACUGAUAUGGACCUCAUCUUGGACGUACUACGUGCCUCUCCCAUGGUGCAGGUGGAUGAGAAGGGGGAGAAGGUGCGUCCCAACCACAAGCGCUGUAUCAUCAUUCUGAGGGAGGUGCCGGAGACCACGCCUGUGGAGGAGGUGGAGGCUCUCUUUAAAAAUGACGGCUGUCCCAAGGUCAUAAGUGUUGAGUUUGCCCACAACAACAACUGGUACAUUACAUUCCAGUCUGAUACGGAUGCCCAGCAGGCAUACAGAUACUUAAGGGAAGAGGUGAAAACAUUUCAGGGAAAACCGAUCAUGGCUCGGAUAAAGGCCAUCAACACUUUCUUUGCCAAGAACGGCUACCGUGGCCUGGACUCCAGCAUGUAUUCACCACAGUCCCAGUCUCCGUCCCAGUACAGCUCCCCUCUCUUCAUGCAGCAGCUCUACGGCCCCCAGCAGCAGUACCCAGUCUAUGGCAUCGUUCCGCCGGCAUGGGCGCCCUCCCCAACGCCCUACUUUGAGACGCCCUUGGCUCCCUUCCCAAAUGGUAGCUUUGUCAACGGGUUCAGCUCGCCCAGCACUUACAAAACUAGCUCUGGCUCCCUCAACCUCGGCCGGCCCUUCCACAGAAGCCGUGUCCCCCUGUAUUCCAGAAAGAAUGUAAUAAAUGCCUUCAGGAAUCAUGUGAAGCCCCACCCCCGCGCAAGUGAAGGGACCUCAGCCUCGACCGGGCCUCUGCCCCUGGUGGACGGGCCUCGCAGCCCUCAGCCCACAACACGCGGUGGGGCAGCCCUUUUGGUGCCACCUGAGCUGAGCCUCCCCUUCCCCUCGAAGGACGGCCACCUACCCGCCACAGAAGCUAACGGCGAUAUCACCCUGGCUGGCCGUGGCAGGAGGGCUGCUCCUCGCGGCAUGCGUCGCAGGCGAGACGACGAACGUGCCGUGAGGCUGCCCCCUCUGAAUGAGGUCAAGAUUCCGCCCCCCAAGUUUGAUCUGGCCACCUCCAACUUCCCCCCCCUGCCUGGCUGCGUAGUAAGCACCCAGGAGGAACCCGUGCUGGAGAACCGGCUGUCAGACGUGGUGCGAGGCCUGAGUCGGGACAAGCUUGAUGGAAACAAGGAUUCCCCAGUCACUUCCACCAGCGGCCAUGAGGAGGAAAUCGCUGUUCCUAGUCCAGCCCAGUCCGUCUGCAAGCCUGUGCCAGUAGCCUUUGAGUCUCAGGGCUCCAGCGUCACCCAUCCGGAAAAGAAGGCUGACAAGGCUGAACCCCAAGUCCAGAAAGACUCUCCCCACGCGUCGGCUGCUAACUCCACGGUCCUCCUGGCCCCCUCCUCACAGCCGGUGCUCCCACAGCCGGCCCACACCACUAAACCUUUACGCAGCCAGUCGAACGCCUGUGGCGGACCCCCAGCCUCAGCCCAAAACAGCAACACCACACCAGAGCCCCGUAAAUUAAGCUAUGCGGAGGUGUGUCAGCGACCGCCCAAGGACCCUCCCCCUCCGACCGGCCCCGCAGCUGCCCCCAGCCAGCCCCUGCGGGAGCUCCGGGUAAACAAGGCAGAAGAUGCAAGCGGGCAGGGCCCCGCGGACCGGCCACGUACUGGGCACGGCCCCGGAGAACGACCGGACAAAACCCCCGAGAGGCCGCUGGGAGGCAAAGCAGCUGAGAUCCGACCACAGCGCGACUCCCUCGGUUCGCACCGUGGCAACGGGCCCCCCCAGGCCAAUGGCACGGGCCUCAAACUGCGUGAUCAGCAGAGACGUCUCCCCUUAGCACACCGUACCUCCCCGCAGGGGGGCCCCAGGCGCAGUGGCAAAGAGCAGAACGUCCCCCCAAGAUCGCCAAAGUAAAACUGAAGAACGAAUGUACAUGUAUACACAGAGAUGAAUAUAUAAGAAUAUAUAUUAUCAGAUUUAAAAGCGACUGAUCCUAACAAGACAGCGUUAUUUCCCUCCCUGAAUGGUGUGGAAAACCUUUGGGAAUCUUCUCACAAAACCAGCAGAAGAUGGUAUCCAGAGGUGUGGACUUUGGAAAGCAGUAGAUGGAGGAGGGAAGGUGUAGUCAUCUCAUUUAGUUUGAGGACUUGGUCCUCAGGAUCCAUGUGUGUGGGGUUUGCGUUUUUGUUUUUUUUGUUUGUUGUGGGGUCGGCGCAGGUUCCUUUGGGGAGAAAAAAAAUAAGCAUUUGAAUUUUACCUUUUGGGUGAAAGUUUAAACGAGCACUAAGAGAACCUGCAGUUAUGAACAUGAACUGGUCUCACCUGAACAAGAGAAUCUUCCGUGAUGAAAUGUGACUCAAAUUUGUAAUAGUUGAUUUGGCUUCAAUGUGAAUGCGUUUUGAAUCUGACUUGAGUUGGUGGGUUUGGGACUGUUUCUGGGGGAGGGGGGUGGAAUCUGGCUAGGGAUUUGAUUGGCUUGUUUGCCAAAAGAGAAGCCAUCGAGGAAUCCUCCUAAACUUACCACCUUGCACCUCCAGUCAGUGCCCUGUUUUUCACCAGUUGGAUUGUUGGUUGAGACCCUCGAGCCACCUCAGAAACAGCCCCAUUAUAACAGCAGGUCCCACCCGCCACUGAAGACCUGCCCUCAAUCUGAGCACCUGUUAGCACCAGGAACAUGAGUGCUAUCUCACCACUGCUCAGCUGCUCCUCUCCAGCAGGACCACUGUUACGAUCCUGUCAUGAACAGGUGACCUAACCGUGUCUGAUCCCAUCUCGUAGCUGCUCUCGACCAGGUCGUGUCUCCCUUGGGUGCCCUCUCCCCUGUUAUUGAAUGUAUUAGACAUUAUCACUUGUUUACGACUUUGUGGCUGAGUUUUGGGGAUGGCGUAAGGUGUUGCCCAUGAGUUGGCCAUCUUGUUGGAGCUGUGGUAUAAUCAGCAGUCUCUGUCACACUAACGAGCUGCAUCCUCGUAAUCAGUCUAACAAUUGCUGGUACAAUAAUUCAGAAGUAGUUCCGGGUUAAUCCACUCAGAUCAGGUCAUGUUUGGUCCUCAUUUCUGUGCUGAAAUGGCUCAUUCCAGCAUCUCUGCACACUGGUGGGUGAGAUUAGCUGCUUCAGCUACUCUUGCAACCUCUAAAGAGCAGAAAGUGUCGAGGGCUGGGAUUGACUUGCUGCAGCACUUCUGGUGAACUGUGGUGGGGGGGGGGGAUGCAUUCUUGAAACGCGUGGUUUCCUGUUUAGAUCAGUAGUAGCAUGGAUGGGGGGACCCUAAUUAGUCAGAUUUUGGUCAUUUGCUUUAUAGAUCAGGUGGGUUUUUUAAAUCAAAGGAAACCUGUACUGGGUUGGAUGGUCCCCCUACAUGCGAUUUCUGUCCACAGUUGAACCCUAGAUCUGAAGCCUGAGCUGGUCGCUGCUUUGGGCCUUGAUGUGAGCAGGCACACCGAUCGUGUGGUUUGCAUGACUGAUUGCACUUGAUGUCAUUCCCUCCAGCAUGUCAGUCAUUUCUAACAACUUUGCCCAUCGAGAAGAUUAUAGGCUUCAGUCUGUAUCCUAUAAAUGUUGCACUGGUUAUCGCACAGUAGUGCAAACCUUGAUUUGGCUAAGCGUGCUCAAGCCUUAUCUUUUUAAGUGCGUUCUGUUCCCAGACUUGUUCAUAAGAGACUCUGAAGACCAGUAAACACUUCAUUGUUGUUGACAUGAAAGUAAAUCAGGGAGCAGGGAGCUGUAGACUCUCAUGCUGAAGAUGGUCCCUCUUGGGUUUUUACAUCCUGUGGCCAUUUAUGUAUCCACCCCCCCCCCCCCUUAAAAAAUGGUAAUUUUAGUAGUGCUAGUAAAUUCUGAUGUUUGGGAUGCCAGAUUGGUACAGAUAUACCAAACGGGUAAAUAGGAAUGGCCAGUUUCAGCUCUGCCGUUAUGGCUGCGACAUUGGUGGAGUCCAAUGGUCAAUGACAUCAGCUAAAAGUAUAAUCUGGUUUGGAGUUUUGGAGCGGAGUCAGGUCUGUCUGAAGACUAAACAUUUCCUCAGUGAUGGUCUGGACCAUCUGAAAGGAGCUGACUGUGAACAGGAAUGUGCCGUUCACUAUGAUGAUAUUCCCUCUCCUGUUGCCUAUGGUAACCCAGGCAGUGAUCUGGGGCUUCCCAUGGUCUCAAUGGGCUUGGAGUGGGUGAUGCUUUGGUGGGGGAGCCCAGUUAUUCAUAUUCCCCAGAAGUAUAUAUAUUUAUAUUUAAAGUGGAAUAUAUGAAAAUAAAUGAAGUGUUUUUUUGUCUAAGUAUCAUAUGUAUGUCUUGCAGCUACUGUUAUGGAAAAAUCGUUUUAAAAUGGAGUGUGUUGGCAAUGGCUGAACACACCUACUGCUUUUGAGUGUUGUGUCCCUAUAUAUUCAUCUGCUCUUACCCCAAAUGAGUGUUGGAGGGUAACCAAAAGGCUUCUUAUCAGACAGGUAUAUUUACUUAUUUCUUACACCACCACCAUCAUCCUCUCACAGUUCUUAACCAGGUUAAGUACUUCCAAGACCAAAGGCAAGCUAGGCCAUUUUAAUAUGGUUACUCUGUUCCAUCCCCUGUGUAUAGUCCAGAUGGCCCUUUUUCUGUUAGAUUUCUGAUCUUUUGGGGCAAAGUUUGUUUUACCUUCACUGACAAAAUGGUUUGGCACCUAGCCAUACACUAUAUCAUGAAUUAAUGGUAGAUCCAGUAGACCUAACCUUGACCUGAGCAGCUGUCAAUGAUUAAAAGUCUAGGUUUGAUUAGCGUUUUUUUUUUUUUAAAUCCAUAUGUACAAUGCUGUUUAUGUACAGGUUUUUGUUUCAUGAAGUAGUGUGAAAUAGUGUUCAGUACUACUUUUUGUUUAUAUGGUUCAAGAUUAGCUGACAGCAUCUUUGGUGCACCAACUGGUAUGAAGUGGAGUUGGUGUGCCGCAAAGCGCUGGGACAGCUCAUCUUUACUAACAGCAUCUAGUGCUCUUGUCAAACGGGACGAGUGUGAAAAAUGUCAUGUGAUGUGUGCGAUCAUUUUUAGAGUAUGUUCAAUGUUAGCAAGCUUUCUGAAAUCUGCAGGAAUGUGCUUUUAUUUGAUUAGGGCUCUAUGUAUAGCAGUAGAUGAGUGUGAGACAUUUUGCAGUCUAAACAAAACCUGUUUCAAAAGAAAAUAAAGUACAGUUAUCUUGUUUUGGCCUUAAAGUGUUUCUGGGUCAUGCGUGUGCAGCGUUGCCGUUUAAGCUGGCGCUCUGAGCUCUGUAGCGCCACUGGGGAUGUGGUGGAUCAGUCGCACAUCCCAUAUAUAUGCUUGGCAGCAUGAGGUGACCUGUAGGAUGAGUUUUAACAGCUUGCCUGCAUUAAACACACAGCAUCCACGCAUUCUCCAGUGAGAGCCGGCUGUUUCACCACUGUUAUGUAAGAAAUAAACUAGCCAAAAUGAUCGUGCCUUGUUUACCCCCUCUCCCUAUCAGAGAGAGUGCAUGAAAUACCGCAGCCCUCAGGUCCACCCUCAAGUUGGUAAUUCCCACAGAACCUUCAGGAACUUCACACAUUGCUCCCGUUUAUGGUGUCACAUAAUACCCUUUUUUUUUUUUCCUUAUGGUGACCAAAAUGAACCUUUGCUUUAAUGCAGGAGUUUUCUUUUAUUUUGCUAAUGUCUGUGAAACAACCCAGUCUCCCCCACAGAGAUCCACCCUUAAUUAGGCCAUGUUUCACACUUGCUACAACAUGGUGGUGGAUCUGGUGAAGAUGGGCUGUGAACUGAAUGGCUUCACUAAACAUAUGGCUUUUUCCAGUGCUAAAAUGUUGUGGGUGUUUGAGCAUGGUGGUAUGGUAACCAUUUGGGCCGUUGGAGAUUCCAUUCUCUGUGAAGCUGGGUAGGGUGGCCAUCAAGAUUUCCUUUUUUUUUUUUUUUUUUAGAAAAACAUCUUAACUGCAAAGCUGUACACUUAAUUCUUAAACUCAUAAGGUAGAGUAACUGGAUCAGUCACUAUUGACUGCUUGUUCAUAGUCAUGUUUCAAUGAUUCUUAUGCUAAACGUAUUUUUUUUUUUAAAAUUUCCUUUUACUUUUGUCUACUUGGUUUUGAAUCUGUGCUUUAAAGUGCAUAAUCUAUAGACUUGAUUUGUCUUUAGGCCCCAUCAAUGGUCCUAUCUACAGAACUGCAAGAGAUCUUUUGUUUCAUUAUAGCAGACUGGGAUGACUGUAAAAACUGUGUCCAUCUUUACAGUAUUGAUCUUUGCUUUAGGUGUGUUUUUUAUCACAGCCAAUUAGUAUGGAAUGUAGAGUAAUUUAUCACAAAGCUAGUCUAAUAUGAUUACAUUCUUGAAAUGUUUUUUUUUCCACACCUUGCAAUUACUGAGUGAGUUGCCCCACCCAAUGUGUUUAAUUAGGACUAACAAACUAAACCAAGACAUUCAUGAACUGACAGCUUUGAAUUCUGUAACUGCAGAAGGUUGUGUGCUUUUAUGUGAUCUGCCGUUUCCAUGUAUGCUUGUCAUUUCAAAUGUUGUCUAAGUGUAAGUCAUUGCAUUUCUGGAAGUGACAGGGGUCACCUGAACACCGCUGACGUCGAUCCCCAAACAUGUGGGGUCUUUGUAUCCGUCAGGUUUGCAAACCCCUUUCUUUGUGCAUGUGACUUCAAAUUUGUUUGCUAAAAAAAGAGUUCAAAUUUUUGUAAGUGAUCAAAACAGCAAAUCAACAUGAAGAAGGUGAUGCAUCUAAUAAAUACUAGGGGUUUUUGUUUCAAUGAAACUACUGUGUGAUCUCAGCUGUAGGAAUUUUUUUAUUUUGCUUAAAUCCCUUUAAUACCAAAGUUGUUGCUGGGGAGUGGGGGUGGGAGAGAGCAGUGUGUGUGCGUGCCUGUAUCUUACAUGUUUGUCACUUACUUUACCGUUGCUCUGUUUUGCAUACAUUUCUCAGUGGGAUGGGUGAGACUGUACUGGAGGGGUGGGACAUGGACUUAAGUAAUGCAACAACCUGCUAGCUUAAAAAAAAAGCAAAAAUCCACUCUUCCUGUUGAGUUUGCUGGAACACAAAGUAAUUAUACCUGAUAUCUGAUUGCUGAUUGUGUUAUUGCAAAGGUGAAAAAAUACAAAACAAAAAUCUAAUAAAAUUUAUCUUUAAACAUUUUA